GCCAAGCUGCCGUCGCUAUGUCGUUACAACAGACCCCUCAGUCGCGGGUGUUCGUGGAACUGCUUCCCUGGACCGACCGGGGCCGUGAGAACUAUCUGCUCUCGGAUGGAGAGACGCUGCCCGGCCUCCGCCGCCCUCUCUCCUCAGCGCCAGCCCAAACUCCCACCCGCGAGGUGCAUGUCAGCGGCACCGCGGAGGUGUCUGCGAGCCCCGACCGGGCGCAGGUGGUCGUGCGGGUGAGCAGCACCAAGGAGGCGGCGGCCGAGGCCAAGAAGAGCGUUUGCCGCCGCCUGGACUACAUCACGCAGAGCCUCCGGCAGCAGGGCGUGCAGUCAGAAAAUGUAACUGUGACAAAGGAUUUUAAAAGGCUAGAAAAUGCUUAUCACAUGGAAGCAGAGGUCUGCAUUACAUUUACUGAAUUUGGAAAAAUGCAAAAUAUCUGUAACUUUCUUGUUGAAAAGCUAGAUAGCUCUGUUGUCAUCAGCCAACCCCAGUUCUAUCAUAUGCCAGGUUCUAUUGAUAACCUUCGACGACAAGCCUGUCUUGCUGCUGUAGAAAACGCACGGCGCAAAGCUCAAGAAGUCUGUAACCUUGUUGGCCAAACUCUAGGAAAACCUUUAAUAAUCAAAGAAGAAGAAACGAAAGAAUGGGAAGGCCAAAUAGAUGAUCCCCAGUCAUCCAGACUUUCAAGUUCAUUAACCGUACAACAAAAAAUCAAAAGUGCAACAAUACACACUGCUUCCAAAGUAUUUAUAACUUUUGAAGUAAAGGGGAGAGAGAAGAAAAAAAAACACAUCUGAAAUUCUGACCAAAAUAUAUUGUGUUUGUAUCUUUUUUUGUCUAUUUUUAUACUUUUUAUAAUGUUUGCUUUUAUCCUAAAUAUAUAUAUUGUAUAGUAUAUAAUAAAGUGUUUCACCCCCAAGCCUGUCAAUCCUUGAAUAUAGUUCCACAGAAUACUUAAUGUUUACUUUCUGUUUUCAAAAACUUAUUACGGGAAGUACUCUGGAAACAAAUGUGUUAUAUACACUUGUAUACGGACAGUUCAUAUAAGUGCAUGUGUAAAUAAUUUUAUAUUUCUACUCUGGAAAGAAAUGUUGACACAGUUAUUAACAUGAUUCUUAACAUUCAUUCUUAGAAAGAACAAUGGGUUUCUCUGGUAGCUCAGUAAAGAAUCCACCUACAAUGCAGGAGACCUGGGUUCGAUUUCUGGGUUGGGAAGUUCUGCUGGAGAAGGGUAUGACAACUCGCUCCAGUAUUCUUGCCUGGAGAAUCCCAUGGACAGAGGAGCCUGGUGGGCUACAGUCCAUGGGGUUGCAGAGUCAGACACAACUGAGUGACUAACACUUUUACUUUCACACUUGCACAACAUUCAUUCUUAGAACAAUGAGCAAUACAUAACUUUUGAUAAAAGGAUAAUGAUGUAUACUAAGAAAAUAUUCUGAUGGCAGAAAUAAAAGGUAAUAUAUGGACCAGACUGUCUUCACCAGGACUCCUUUGAUUAUACCAGCUUUCUCCAGUACAAAUAUAAUGCAAUCCAUGUAUGUAAUUUAAAAUUUCUUAGUAGGCAUAUUUUUUAAAAAGUAAAAAACAGUUGAAACUAAUUUUAAUACUUUAUUUAACCUAGCAUAUCCAAAAUAUCAUUUCAGCAUGUAACUAUUUUCUAAAUAAUUAAUGGAUAUUUUAUAUUCUUUUUUAUCGUGUUUUCAAAAUCCAGUGUGUAUUUUAUAUUACAGCAUAUCUCAAUUCAUAUGCUAAAUUUUCAUCACAAAUACUUGAUCUGUAUAUAAUUUUCUUAAAAUAUAGGCAGAAAAAAAUAGGUUUCCAUACCCGUGUUGUUCCAGACAUGCUUAAAGAUCUAGUAACUGAAUCAAGUGUAAGUUUUUAAAUUAAAAAAAAAAAAUUUUUUUAACAUUGAGUUCCUUAGUUUCACUAGCUGCAUUUCAGGGACUUGAAAGCCAUAAGUAGGUAGUGGCCACCAUGUUGGACAGCACAGAGCCAUACACUGAGAUGAUCCUUAAGGCCAUCAACAAGUACGUCACUGCUCUUGCAAUAUACACUGUCUAAAGUGUAUCUACAGAAAACAAGUCUGUCAUGUUGCACAGGCUUACCAUUCCCCACCACACAGCUAGGCCCUUGGGGUUGUUGUUUUUUUUUUUCCUGAUAUUUCUCGAUACUCAUAUGCCAAUAUUUCUGUCCUAUAACAUAUUCCAGUAUGCAGUUUCCAUCCCCACCCACUUCCUUAAGUGGCACUAAAAACUACUUCUCCAUCUCUUCUGUAGUAUCCUUAGUGGGAGGGAAUAUGGAAGCUAAGAAGAAGAACUUUAGAAUCUGACGCUGCUAUUUUAAAAUCCUGAUUUUACCACUUGAGUGUAAGCUUCUUAGAAUGGAGAUCUUGUCUUUCUCAUUCACAACUGCAUUCUCGGUCUCAGCAUAGUGACAGAGCCAGCACAGAGUAGGUUCUCAAGUAUCUGCUGAGCAUAUAAACCGGUUAUAAAAACUUGGCAAGUCACUUUAAUUAAGCUUCUCUUUCUUCACCAGUGAAAUGGGGCUAAUAUCUAUCCUGCAGUGUUACUAUAAGGAUUAAAGAUAAAUGUAAGACAAUAAAGAAUAUUGCCUAGUACAUAACAGUCAUUUGGUAAAUGGUAGCCACUCUAUCAACUGCAUUCUUUGAUGAUUGUCAACCCAAGUAAAAUCUGCCUUUUCCAAGUCUUCCAUUAAGAUGAAUUUUUAAAUAGUCGUAUUAAAAAUAAACAUAUCAGAAAAUCA
This is a messenger RNA of Bubalus bubalis (water buffalo), 2766 nucleotides long. RefSeq names its product interleukin 1 receptor associated kinase 1 binding protein 1 (gene IRAK1BP1). The transcript has 4 exons. NCBI's taxonomy places the organism in Eukaryota, Metazoa, Chordata, Mammalia, Artiodactyla, Bovidae. The coding region runs from base 18 to 800 and encodes 260 amino acids. The record is from RefSeq and is a predicted model, not a curated record. Gene Ontology annotation, biological process: canonical NF-kappaB signal transduction; immune response.